Messenger RNA from Macrosteles quadrilineatus (aster leafhopper), 4555 nucleotides. RefSeq lists its product as uncharacterized. The transcript has 23 exons. NCBI's taxonomy places the organism in Eukaryota, Metazoa, Arthropoda, Insecta, Hemiptera, Cicadellidae. The coding region runs from base 76 to 4335 and encodes 1419 amino acids. The record is from RefSeq and is a predicted model, not a curated record.
CCCGGGCCAGUGGUGACCACCCUCUCUGGCCGACUCAAGGGUCGCUACUUCGGCACCAGGAAUGGAAGAACAGUCAUGGCCUUCUUAAGCAUUCCUUUUGCCAAACCUCCUCUAGGACCACUCAGGUUUGAGCCUCCACAGCCCAUAGAUCCGUGGCCCAACGAGCGGCUGGCAGUGCUUCAGCCUAGAACAUGUCCUCAGAUAUUAGAUCCUACUAGUUCAGAGGACUGUCUGUAUCUCAACAUCUACACACCUGACAAAGACACAAAACCACUUCUACCCGUGAUUGUGUUUUACUUCGGAGGCGCUCUAGAGAUCGGCGGAAUCUAUGGCUAUACGCCGGAGUUUUUGCUGGAUGAGGACAUCAUCUUGGUGUUAGUGCAGUAUCGGCUUGGACUUUUCGGAUUCUUGUCGACCGGAGACACCGUGGUCCCCGGCAACAUGGGAUUUAAGGACAUGCGGCUGGGUCUACGAUGGGUGAAGGACAACAUCCGCUACUUCGGCGGCGACCCAGAGAAGAUCACCAUCGCCGGGGAGAGCGCUGGCUCUGUGGGAGUCCAUUACCUCAUGACGUUCUCUGCACACGAGGGCUUGUUCAGAGCAGGCAUCAGUCAGAGCGGCACAGCACUGUUUAGCUGGGCGUUCCAUCCCCCGGAGGAGAUCCGCAAGAUGGUCGUCGCACUCGCCGUGCUAUCAGGCUGUCCUUCCGACACCCAGGGAUUGGUCGCUUGUCUCAGGGAGAAACCUGCCGCGGAUCUGGUCCUUCUGUACACUGGACUAUACAAGACUUUCAUGUACUUCGACUUUGAGUUCUUCGUGACGGAGGUUAUUCCUCUGAUAGGAGGUGUGAUAGAGCCGGAGUGUGUAGAGGACAGACUAAUUACUGGUAAUCCUUGGGAUUUCAACACUACAACACCUUGGCUGGUGGGCGUUAACAGCAAGGAGGCCCUCAUCGCCUUUACAGUGGAGGAGAACGACAAGACAGACAUUGGCUUCUUCUACAUCAACUCUCUGUACGACUUUUAUUUCCCCUUCGCCGUCAACUACGUCAACAGCAAAGCUAACGGAACCGCGGUUGGGUUUGCGGCGAGGGACUUCUACCUACACAACCUACCCAUCAGUCGCCUGACACUGCCUGAGUUUAUAGAUUUAUCAUCAGAUGCCAUUUUCAUCUAUCCUACCUACGAAGCUGUGAAGAGAGCCAACAAAGAACAGACUUACGUCUACAUAUUUGAUCACGUGGGACCAUACGAAUACUUCCCGGUACCACCAGAUACGCGCAUUGGUGCGGCCCACGCGGAUGAUCUGUUCUACUUCUUCCCGCACCCUGCUAUUCCCUUCCCUACUGUCGUGCCCGAGAACGACCCCCUGCCUAACGAACAGGAGCUCUCGAAGACACUGGUUAGGAUGUACGCCAACUUUGCUACAUGCCUAAAUCCUACGCCAAUGAAAACUUGCGAGAUCCAGUGGAAGCCGUUUUUCCCAAACGAGACAUAUCUUCACAUCAAACAAUUCGGCUUUGAGAUGAAACAGCCUUUCUUACCAGAACGAAUGGAGUUCUGGAGCUCUCAUGAAUACCCAUAUAGAAAUGACAACUAUGCUGUGCGUUUUGAAACUACAGCUCUAUCCCAUCAUAGCGCCCUGAACCAAGAACAGCCGUCGCAGUCGGGUGAUAGUGGUGAGUGUGUGGAGAUACCACAACAGUCAGUGAUGAUGUACCGGUGUUCUAGCACCCUAGUGGUGCUGCUAUGUGGCAUGUGGGGGGCGUCUGCCUUCUUCGCCAUGGACUCGCCCCGAGUGGAGGUCGCAGGAGGGAAACUCAGAGGCAAGUUUGUGCUUACCAAGGAGAACAAGCGGAUCAGGGCCUUCAUGGGGAUACCGUACGCGAAACCGCCUGUCGCGGAGUUAAGAUUCAAGAGCCCGGAGCCGUCUGAGCCAUGGGAGGGUGAGCGGUGGGCGUUGGACAUCCCCUCACCAUGUAUACAGGCGGAACGCAGACAUGGGGAGCCCAUCGGCAAGGAGGACUGCCUGUACCUCAACGUUUUCACUCCGGAGAGCGUGGAGAAGCGCAUAAUGGCGCACAUGAAUCUAACGGUAUCAAAGAACUCAACAAAUUCAAACACUACAAGCGUGGAGUCUGCAAAAGCCACUCUAAAAAGUAAAAAAGACAACGAGACCAUGAGCAACGACAUUCUCGAUAAUACCGUGAAUGGGGCUGUCCUAGCUGGUGCAAAUACGACGGUAGCUUCUGGCAACGCUACAGUGGGAAAUGUCACUGUAGGUAACGCUACAGCAAACAACGCUACUCUUGGAAACUCAACCACCAACGGCAACGGAACAAACAAAGAGCCUGCUCCCAGGAUGUGCCUCCCUGUGAUGGUGUUCUUCCACGGAGGAGGAUUCGAGACAGGAUCAUCAGGACCAUUCACUCACGAGUACCUCCUGGACGCGGACAUCAUCCUGGUCACUGUACAGUACCGUCUGGGACUUCUAGGAUUCCUGUCAACCGGAGACACGGUGUUGCCUGGAAACCUCGGGUUGAAGGACCAGCGGUUGGCGCUCCAGUGGGUCAGAGAGAACAUAGAGAAGUUCGGAGGAUGCCCAGACCAGGUGACCAUAGUAGGUGACGGCGCAGGCGGAGCCAGCGUCCACUACCACGUGCUCUUCGCACAACCCAAGAACGAAUCAUUCCGUGCUGGUAUAUCCAUGAGUGGCACGGCUCUGUCACCGUGGGCGUUCAGACCCCCCUCAGAGGUGGCGCACAUGGUGGACAGCCUCGCCAGAAUCACUCACUGUCCCAGGGAGUCGGAGGAGUUCGCGGCCUGCAUGUGGAACAUGAGGGCUGAGGACUUUGUCGUGGUCCUUCAGAAAUACAAGAACGAGACCCUGGGAGGGUGUGGGGAGUGGGCGCUGUCUCUACCAGUGGUGGGAGGUGUCUUGGAGGACUGCAGAGUAGAGGAUGCGUUUAUCACCGCCAACCCCUGGGACAAGAAAGUCAACAUGCCUUGGAUGGUGGGAGUCACCGGCAAGGAGAUGCUUUACGAGUUUACAGAACAAUUGGUAGACCGAAGGGACAAAGCCUUCCCUCGUUUGGAAAAGUGUUUCAACGAAAGUCUUCCCAACGCGUUGGGUUACAGCUUCAGCAACGCUAGUACAAACACGCUCGUAGAGAACAUCCGAAAAUUCUACUUCAAAGAUGAGCCCAUCAGCAGAGAUAUAUUCGCCGAUAUAGUGGAGGCCGUGUCGGACGGAUCGGUGGUUUAUCCCACGUUUGAGGCGGUCCGCAGAGCUGCUAGGAAGUCUACAUGGCUUUAUCACUUCAACUACAUCGGCAGUAACACCUACGGGGCUUCGGCACUGGAUGGCCGCAUUGCACCUGGUAGAGGAGAUGAUCUAUUCUACUUUUUCCCUCGUCCACUUGGCAAGAAUGUUCCGAGGAAAACAAAGGAACCAGACAUGGUGAUUUCUAAGAAACUGGUCACACUUUGGACAAACUUUGUUAUUCAUCUUGACCCGACGCCGACGGUGACGCCGGACGGUGUGAAGUGGGUGUCUGUAGCUCCCAGCACUACCUUCCUCAACAUUGGCCAGUCCGUCAUGGUCGUCGAAAGACCCUUCUACUCCUAUAGGAUGAACUUUUGGUCAAUGGAGGACUUCCCUCAUCGCGACGACGUUUACGGCAAUGGAUUGUGUUUGAUGACGGAUGAGCCGGAACCACAAGCAACCACAGACGAGGAGACACCUUUGGUCCUGCCGAAUGACUUUUACCCAGCUCUGAAAUGGACUCUCAAAAACGGUCCUAUUCCUCAGGUAGACAUGGACAAGGAAUCUGGAGACAACCAGGGACAGAAGGAAAACAUAACGGUCGUGGUGACGACGACGACCACCACUCCCAAACCCACGCUGGUCCCAGAGGUAUACACAGACAGCUUCUAUCCCGCGCUGAGGUGGACCCUCAAGGCAGGAUCAGGGUGGAGACCCUUGGUAGACAACGUAGGAGACCUCAGCAACAACGAGGUGGUCACCGUCAUCGACGAUCCUAUCGAGGCACCCCAGGAGACUGAGGUAGAGGAAGUAACCGAAGAACAGCAGGAUGACAAUGUCACCGAAGUGCCAGACGAUUUCGAUGUCAACUUUUACCCUGCUUUGAGAUGGACACUCAAGCAAGGAUGGAGACCCUUGGUAGACACGGUAGGAUCUUUGAGUGAGACGGAAGCUACCACGCAGGUGGACGAUGACGUCACUGUGGAAGAGAAUGUAGAUGACAUCACUGAGGACGCAGAAGAUGACGAAGUCGAAGAAGUCCCAAGAGUAAUGGACCUCCGGGAUGGUUAGACGUAACAGGCCAUUAAGUAUGUUUACCAAUCUUACCGUUAUAACUUAAAUUAUGUAAAUUAUGUUUUAAAUAUACUCUAGUUACUAACAAAUGUAUAACAAUAUGUAAUCCUUAACUUACCUCUUAAAUUGAGGCUGAUUAUUGCGAUGAAGUGUUGCAUGAAUAAAACCUUUUACAAUAGUCUCUGCAAAGCUAAGCUAUUUUUCUUAAACCACAGAC